UGUGCAGCAACAAGUCAGCCUCGCGUCAGUUGGUGCGUCAUCAUCACCGGAUGAUGGAUGCAGCUCUUUCUUAAUACAAAUUUUACAAAUGCAACACAGUGUGUGAAUGUGCGCGUGUGUGUGUGUGUGUGUCGGCACAAAUUUAAGCAAACAAAUCUAUUCCCGCUGCCAUAGAGCGUUGCCAUAAGCGUUACCAUAUUUCGCCCCCAAUAACGUACGCUCCACCGUACAACUUCAUUUGUCAUCCCGGGCUCCAUGCGCGUACGGUGGAGUCCAUUGUUGGUGGAAGUUGGGAAGCACUAGGACCGGCACUACCACGGGCCACGAUGCGGGCAAGGUUGUGGCUGUCUGUCCGUGGGCUAGCAAAAUUGAAAGCAUCCAUUUGUCAGUGUCUUACCGAAGAUGAUGGUGCGCUGUGAGCUGUGAGUCGCUUCUGUCGUCGCAUCUGUGUCGCUCUUGGCAACGGUCUUGGCAACGGUUAGCACGAGGUGUGUGUGUGUAUGUGUGAGAUAGAGAAAGAGGGAAACGAAGAGACAGAGGUGAAAGUUUGCCAAGCUUUAUGUAAAUGCGUACGGCGAAAAGCUUCAUCGAAUGGUGCAAAAUUCAACUCCAAGUCAUCAGUGUAUCUUAUUGUAGUCGUAGCGUCUAUGGUUGUGCUGUCCGUCGGCUCAAAUGGUCAGGUGUUUGCCACGAGUGCCAUCCGAGGCAUUCGCUUCCUGCAGAUCCUGCGCAUGCUGCACGUGGACCGGCAGGGCGGUACCUGGCGGCUGCUCGGCUCGGUCGUGUUUAUCCACCGGCAGGAGCUGAUUACCACGCUGUACAUCGGGUUCCUGGGGCUCAUCUUCAGCUCGUACUUCGUGUAUCUCGCCGAGAAGGACGUGCUCGGGCCGGACGGGAAGGCCGACUUUGCCAGCUACGCCGAUGCGCUCUGGUGGGGCGUCAUUACCGUCACCACGAUCGGGUACGGCGACACGGUGCCGCAAACCUGGAUGGGCAAGAUCGUUGCCUCCUGCUUUAGUGUGUUCGCAAUCUCGUUCUUCGCACUGCCGGCCGGUAUCCUGGGAUCCGGAUUCGCCUUAAAAGUACAACAGAAGCAGCGCCAGAAGCACUUCAACCGGCAGAUACCGGCCGCCGCCAUGCUGAUCCAGUGCCUGUGGCGCUGCUACGCCGCCGACAAGAGCUUCCACAGUGACGCCACCUGGCAGAUCUACGUCAAGUCGGCCGACAACGGCAACAACAACGGCAACAGCAGCACCGCCCUUCCCUCGCAGUUGGGCAAAGUGAGUGCGAUGUUUAGCGGUACCCUUAUGGUGCAGGUGGCGCGGCGCGGUGCAUCGGUGCUGAAGCGACGGAAGUCCCGGAACCGCAUGGAGGCGCCCCAGAUGAAGCCCCCGCUCAGUGCUGGGCCGGGCGGUGGCCCGUCGGUGGGCGGUACGACGGCAACGCAGACGGCAGCAGCAGGAGGACCAAAUGCUUCCGGUGUGAGUUGUGCUUCCGCAGCCGGUCCUGGCGGUCCGGGUGGCAGUGGCGGAGGGGGCGGUAGUGGUGGUGGUGGUGGUGCCAGCGGGAGCCUAGGACCGACGGCACUCGCUCAAACGGCCGCCGGUAGCAUGGAUGGUGGACCGCUCGGCACGCCGAACACACCGGGCGGUGCGGCCGACCUGGCGAAAAGUGAGUCCGACGGGGACGUCGUCUUCUACAUGGAGGAACCACGAUCAGCAGGUACCCCACUGCGAACGCGCCGUAACGAUCCGAACCGGGGCGUGUUCGUUAGCCAAAACAGUUCCGUCACGGAAGCACCGAGCGACGAGGUGGAAGCCGAACCGGAACCGGACGACGAACCGGAACCGGCCCGUGUCACGCAAUUGACGGAAGCGCACCGGAACGCGAUACGGGCGAUCCGGAAGAUCAAGUACUUUGUCGCGCGGCGCAAAUUUCAGCAGGCCCGCAAACCGUACGACGUCCGCGAUGUGAUCGAGCAGUACUCGCAGGGCCAUCUGAACAUGAUGGUGCGCAUCAAGGAGCUGCAGCGCCGGCUGGACCAAACGCUCGGCAAGCCGGGCAGCUAUCUGGCCGGCAUCGACCGGGUCGGCAACGUGAAGCCGAUGACGGUCGGCGCCCGGCUGUACCGGGUCGAGCAGCAACUGUCUGUGAUGGAUAAGAAACUGGAUCAAUUAACGCACGCCAUCAACUCGAUGACGAUGCAGCAGAAGAUGAUAUUACCGCCGAUGCAACCGUACCAGCAGGCGCAUCAUCCGCUGCACCAGCAGCAUCCGCUCCAUUCGCCCGCGACGCUCGGUGCCAUCGUGCAGCAUCAGCAAUCGCAGCAGCAGCAGCAAUCGCAGCAGCAGCAGCAGCAGCAGCAGCAACAUCUGCAGCAACAAAUCUCUCCACUCCAGCUGCCGGCUGCCCCAUCCCAGGCUUCCUCACCUUCGCUCGCGAUGAAGUGUCUCGAGGACGAUGUGUAAUAUUUAAUCUAAGCUCGUUCUCUCUAAGCACGUCCACACGUUCGAUGUACAAAACCAGGGAGAGGAGGAGCAGCAGCAGUAGCAGCAGCAGUAGCAGCAGCAGCGGCGCUAGCGAAGAAAAGCAUUGUGUUCAAGGUGUGCGAACGGGCGAGCAGGUGCGAGCAAUUA
Molecule: messenger RNA, 2636 nt
Organism: Anopheles merus
Lineage: Eukaryota; Metazoa; Arthropoda; Insecta; Diptera; Culicidae
Product: potassium voltage-gated channel subfamily KQT member 1-like
Exons: 7
Coding region: 501-2468 (655 amino acids)
Biological process (GO): potassium ion transport; transmembrane transport
Cellular component (GO): membrane
Molecular function (GO): voltage-gated potassium channel activity
Source: RefSeq, a predicted model, not a curated record